Penicillium macrosclerotiorum is the source of this 498-nucleotide messenger RNA. RefSeq lists its product as uncharacterized. The record is from RefSeq and is a predicted model, not a curated record. Lineage: Eukaryota; Fungi; Ascomycota; Eurotiomycetes; Eurotiales; Aspergillaceae. The transcript has a single exon. Bases 1 to 498 code for a protein of 165 amino acids.
AUGAAACUAAUAGAGCAACACAAUAGCGACCCAAACUACUCGAAAGACAAGUCUUCCUCGUCCACCAAAAACGUUUUGUCGCCAGUUCCGAUGACCAGCGUCCCUUUAUCCGGUGCGCGCAGCACCCAGUCAUUUCAAGCCAAGUCUUCUGCUCCGAUUUCCCAGGGAUUCCAGCACGUUGAGUCCAACGGCAGCGCUACAUCUCCGGAUAGCACAGAUAGCGCCUUGGUGCCUUGCUCUCAAUGCUUCGGCUGCCAGAAUAACCAAGGCUGUAUCAAUGCCGGUCCCUUCUAUAGCUAUUCAAACACAAUGAGCCACGGCUCGAUCUCGUCUGUUUCCAGUGUUCCUCUUUUUGCGCCGCAGUCCCCGCAUUCGCCGUUACCAUCCUCGGGCCUGGAUUCAGUCAUCGAUCAAUAUCUCCGAAGUGUUCUCAAACCGGAGGCGUUUAUCACACCCCCCACCCCCUCUGGAGUCGUUGCAGCAAGAGGAUCCAAUUGA